UCUCUCCUUCACUCCCUCUUUACCUCAUCUCUCUUUCCCCUCUACCUCCUCCCUCUUUCCUAGCCAGUUAAUCAGUGCUUUCCGAUGUCAGACAGAAAGAGAGAGAGAGCGAGAGAAGAGGGAGGCCUGAGUGACAGACUGCUCAGACCCAGGGCACCACGCAUCACCCGCUGCUCAGUUUGUGCUGCUUUCAGAGGAUCAAGUCUAUGCUGGAAGAAGCUGGUGAAUGAGUUCAGCACAGGGAGGUGAUACACCACAACAGAAAUUAAGAACUCUGAGUAAAGGGCAGUAAAAUAAAAAGACUUCUUAAACUGAAAGAAGACAAAUCAUCACCACGCCUGGCAGACAAACGUAGGACCACAAGUUGUUCACUGCCUUCAAAAAAUGUCCUUCCUCUUCCACUUCAUCCUCGUCCUCCUCCCGAGCCCCGCCCUGCUGCUGCUCCAGAAUGCAGCUCUUCAGUCUGCGUCUCAGCGCGAUUCCAGGGACACCAAACCCCAGCCAAUUAAAGUUGUGAUAUCGGAGCCGUGUGUGCGGGGUGAGCCCUCAGAGUCAGGCCAAGCAGAAGGGAGGGAGGUGGAGCUGGACGGUGACUCCACCGUCGUCCUCACGCACCGCAUCCGUCUGCUUUCCGGGGCUGCCACGGCGGCGCCCGGCUGCAGCGGCUGCGAGGUGGACUUGGUUGCGAUUCGGGAGCGAAUCGAGAGGCUGGAGAAGGAGGUCUCCGAGCUGCGGGAUAAGUGUGGCGGUCCGGACGGAGGCUGCUGCACCUCCCAGCAGAGUAAAGGAAGGGGCUGUACUACUGUCAGUCCACCCACGGAGGCAUGUCCAGAUGACUGCAGUGACCAUGGCCACUGUGUAGAGGGCAAGUGUGAGUGCUUCCCUGGGUUUAGUGGGCCAGACUGCAGCAUGUCCAACUGCCCCAGCAAUUGCCACGACAACGGGAUGUGCGUGAGCGGUCAGUGUGUGUGUGACCCUGGUUUUACCGGGUCGGACUGCUCUGAGGCCUUAUGUCCCCGGAACUGCAGCCAACAUGGGCGGUGUGUGAAUGGAGCGUGUGUGUGUAAAUCAGGGUUCUCAGGCCCCGACUGUGCCGUUAAAGCAUGUCCCAAAAACUGUAGCAACCGUGGGAGGUGUGUAAAUGGGAAGUGUAUGUGUGAUACUGGUUUUACUGGUGCAGCCUGCAUAGCACGGACAUGUCCUGGUAGCUGUAACAAAAGGGGUCGAUGUGUGAAUGGAAAAUGUGUGUGUGAAACUGGAUUCACUGGUCCAGAUUGCUCUGAGAGGUCAUGCCCAGGAAACUGUAACAAUAGAGGCAGAUGUGUUAAUGGACAGUGUGAGUGUGACUCUGGUUUCACUGGUGUGGACUGCUUGUCUAAAUCCUGCCCUGCAAACUGCAACAAUCGAGGCCAGUGUGUGGACGGUCAGUGUGUGUGCGACGAGGACUAUGCUGGGCCUGACUGUUCCACCAAAGCCUGUCCCAAAGACUGCAGUGGCCGAGGACUCUGUGUGGACGGUCAGUGUGUGUGCUGGCGCAGAGCCACAGGCCCUGACUGUGGCCAGUGUGAGGACGGCUUCACGGGAGGUGACUGCAGUAUAGUUCUAAGCGGUGUGUCUAAUCUCAGAACCAUGGACAUCACGGAGUCUUCCGUCACCCUGUCCUGGACUCCACCUGCUGUGCAGUAUGACACUUACCACAUCACCUUCACCAGUGAGAAGGAGAGCGAUCAGAAGAUCGCCACUGCAGUAAGCGGCAGGCUGAGCUCGUACACGCAGCUGGGCUUGGCCAAUGGGCAGCAGUACACUGUCACUAUCACGGGAGAAAAAGAUGACAAGAUGGGUGCUGUGAGUCAGGCAGACUUCCAAACCUUGAUGUCUGGCCCCAAAAACCUUCAAGUCGUGAAGACAAGCACAUCAUCUGUCAUCAUCCAAUGGGAGCAAGCACAAGGGGAGAUUGACAGAUAUCUCCUAUUCGUUUCACCCAAUCAGACAGAUGGAUCUAACAGAACACCUCAGGAAAUUAGGUUGCCGUCUGAGAGAAACUCGGCACAGGUUGUCUUGCUGGAACCUGGGCGGUUAUAUGACAUCUCUCUGGUGGCAGAAAGAGAUGGCACACAGAGCCUGCCUGUGACCGUGCAGGCCAUUCCUGGAACUCCCACAAAGAUGCUACCCAGGAUGACUGAGAAAACUGUGACCAUGCCGAUAGAACUGGGAACAGACCACAGUGAUGGCAAGACUCACGAAACAAAACCAAAUAGCACUAUUCUAUUGGUAAAGAAUCAGGGUGAAGGAAAAACAGGACAGAGGAAGUAUCUGGAAACAUCUGAGGGUUUCAGAAAACCCAGUUUAUACAUGCCAAGGCAAGGAAGACCAACACUUAAUGGAAAGGACAAGGUCUUACUCAGACCUGGCAGUCGACCAGACACGAUAAGAAGACCAAAUAUUGCAAUGCAGUUCAAUGGCACAAGGCCAGGCAGCAGGCGGGGGAUGUUCACUCAUGUUCCUUCAAAAAUGUUAAUGGAAAGGUUCUCGGCUGAGUGGCCAAGAACAAAGACACCAAGUGUUGGCUCAGGAGUGCAGGCUCCUAUGACCAUGGAUAGUAUAGUGGCAAUGACCUUGAAAGAGACCAAUCAAGAGCCAGCUUCUAAAGCAUCAGUGAAUGGAAGUCAUCGUAGGGUCCAAACAGAUCAUUAUAAAAUGAAACCAGAGGGACGGGUUCUAAAGAACAGCACUUUGGGUUCUCAGCCAUUCAACAUUUCUGAGGAAAAAGCAGUUUUAGCAAGCGAUCCAGAGCUUUACAGAAACAUCUCUGAGCAAACUGAGGAACCUUUGGCAUCCACAAUUACAAGUGAGAAAAACCUCACUUCCUACAUCAAUGGGACAAAAUGUGUCAGAAAGGUCUUGGUAGGGCACAGGAAAAUACUCUUAAAUAGGACAGUGAAUGGGAAAGCACUGACUAAAAACAUUACAGUCAUGGUCAGUCACAUCAACGGAAAUGAAAUCCUGCAUAAGGCUCUCACAGGCAGGCCUGACGGCGUUACUAAUGAUGUCACACCACUAAAUGAAGAAGGAACUAAGCUCCAUGGUGAAAAGAACAAACAAAACCCAAGCUUACAUGAGAUUUUGGAGAAGCAAGAAGAAGCAAUAGGUGAGGAAAAGAAAGAGGCUGGUGGAAUAGGAAUCACACGUUUGCCAACAAGCCAUGCAACAAAGAUAUUUUCUCAGCACCCUGUACAUGUUAGCAUACAGGAAGAGGAGUCUGGGGCAAGCCUUCCACAUGUUCAUCAACCUGCAUACAUGACAUCACCCUCUCCUCCUCUGCCCACCCUUCAUGCUAAACCUGUUCUGGUUCCAUCAGUAACAGCGAACCAACAUACAAAUAAUGAUCAGGUGUUAAAACACAGACACCCAACAAGAACCUCUUUCCACAUGUCCCCAUCUCUCAGACAAGGAUUUUCUGAUAGGUCAAAGUCACCCAGUUCAUCAGUUCACAUAAUAAAAGGCAGACACCCUUCUAGACGUAUUCCCUCUGUAAUGUCUCAUAUAUCCACAGAUAAACAUCCAAAUAAAAAUGUUCACUUUCCACACCCAUUUGCAGGAAAUCAAACCAUAGAGCAGGAAGUGGGGAUCUCCAGAGUAUCCCAGCCUGAUGAUCAAGGCUCACUCACUACAUCUGUCCAAAAAGUCAGUACUCCUCCUACCUCAACCACAAUACCAGUGACAGUGAGCAGUACAGAGAAGAUGAAGGGAGGAAAUAAAAAAGGAAUGCUUGAGACUGAACACAUGGAGACAAAAGACAGGAAAGUACCACCAUUCCGUCGCAUGCCAUUUAGGGGCAAAUUCCCCAACCAACGUAAUAUUCGUCCAUUUCAAAACCAGACCGGGCCUCUUUCGAAGAUUCCCCGGAAGUCCUUUAGGAUUCGGGUACUCAGGCCAACCUCACCCACAGUCACAAUCACAGACAACAUCAGUGCUAGUAAAACAAUUCCUCCUCACCAAGAAAAACCCCAAAUUAACAACCCUGGCUUAAAUGGGCCAACAUUUACAGUGAGAAAGAAAAAUGGCACAGUCAUCAGACUCCCACCUAGAUUUCAUACUCAAAAACAGCCAAACUCCACCAAUAAACACUCCCAAAUUGGUCUCAUAACAGAAAAAGAUGUAAGAAACAUGUCAAAAAUUGGAUUCCCAACAGAUAAAGAUAAUGAUCCUGAAGUGAUUUUGCUAACAGAGAAGACCAACACCAAUGGUACAUUCCAAGCUGUUGGUAGGGGUUUUGAAGAGGACACUGAUCACAUUUUGUCCAGGAUCACAAACACACUCAGCAGUACUGCUACUAUGACUCAUCAACAAGUGCAACCUGAAAGUAUCAGUGGCCACCAAAAUGGCCCGAGUCCCAAUCGGAGUUCAACAUUUACAGUGAGAAGGAAAAAUGGUACAAUCAUCAGACUCCCACCUAGGCUUCGCACACAAAUACAGCCAAAUGCUAUCAUUCACAGAGGCCCAAAAGAGAGGGAGCAUGAUACUAAUGGCAAAUUGGCCCCCAAAGCUGGUCUGGCAGCAGAAAAUAAUGCAAAUAAAGAAUCUAAAACUGAUCCCCUGACAGCCAAAGACAAAGAUUCUGAUGUUAUUCUAUCAGCAGAAAGAACCAACACCGAUGGUGUUAUUGGAGGUCCAGAAAAUUACAUUAAUGGCAUUCUGCCCAGGGUUACAAACAUACUCAGCAGCAGUGCUGGCAUUACACAUCACCAAGCAGAACCUAAACUUGACAACACAAACCUAAAUCUUAGUCCAGCAAUCACAAUGAGAAGGAAAAAUGGAACAAUUUUAAGACUCCCACCAAGACUCAGGACCCAAAUAAAGCCAAACAGCACCAACAUAUAUGUGGGCCCAAUAGGAAGUAAAGACUCAAAAGCUGACAAAGGGUCCAAAGCAGAUGUUUUUACAAGCAAAGACUCAAGCAAAGUCUCUAAACCUGGACUCUCAAUAGACAAAGACUCAAGUAAAGAUUCUAACAUGCCUCUCUUAACAGAAACAGAUACAAGCAAAGAUUCUAAAGUUGCCCCAUCAACAGACAAGGCUAGAGGUAAAAAUACUCAAAAAUUAGUUUUUUCAGGGGGUUCAGAAGAUGGUAUUGAUCAUAUUGCAGUUCAGAAUGUGACAUCGAAAGGGUUUAUUGUUAUAUGGGGUGCACCAAUAGGAAUGUUCAAAAAUGUAAUUAUCAGCAUAACAGAGGCUGGUGGAAAAAGGUCAGGGCAGGUGGAGCUGAGAAGCAAGGAUGAAGAGGGUCUCACGCAGGAUGAAGAUAUAAACAUGGGUGAUGACAGGAACAAGGGGAAAGUUCUGGAGCAUACAGACCCAGAGAAAGACCAUGCAGGUGAAGAUCAAGCAAAAGAUCUGUGGAGUCCUUCUGAUUCACACAUCAUGAGAAGAAACAGCAGUGAUGGGGGACUUAUAAACAAUUUAACGAUGGUGCUUCCCGGGUCCGCUCACUCAUUUCCGGUCACAAACCUCAUCCCACAGACUGCCUACUCCGUGUCCCUUUUUGGGAAGGGUCCUGGAUUACAAUCCAAUAUUCACCACUUCAUCAUCAGCACAGGACCCGAGCCUCCCUCAAAGCUUGCCUUUACUGAGCUUUCUGAGGGCUCUCUCACCGUCUCCUGGACCAGGCCCCGGAGUCCUGUGUCAGGGUUUAAGGUCACAUACAUGCACACAAAGGAUGGAGAGCCCGUUUCCAAGGCAGUAAAUUCUGCCAACUCCAGUCUGGCUCUUUCUCAGCUGUCGCCCGGUUCCUCAUAUGAGGUCAGCGUGAUAUCUGUGCAUGGGCUGGACGAGAGCGACCCAAUCAGGGACGUCGUAACCACAUUGCCCGAUCCACCAACUGACCUUAGCGUCAUAAACGUCACUGAUACGAAAGCCCUGUUGUUAUGGAGACCAGCCCUGGCAACAGUUGACCAGUACGUAAUUGUUUAUGGUUCUGAGGAAGCCCCAGGCUCUGACCUGACCAUCAAGGUGUCAGGCAACACAGUGGAGCAUCAAUUACAGGGUCUGAGGUCCUCCACGCGCUACACCGUCAGCAUCAGCAGUCAGCUGGAUGACCUCAGGAGCUUCGGCACAGCCACCACCUCCUUCAUCACUGGCAGCGGUCCUGGGGGAAAAGGGGAGGGGCCUCGGGACCUGAGGGCCAGCCAGGUGACACAGCACACAGCUGUUUUGUCGUGGAAACCACCUGCGUCCACCGUGACGGGCUACAAUCUGACCUAUGUCACUGAAGGACAGGAGAUUAAGGAAGUGAUGGUUGCUCCCGGCGUCACGGAGCUGAGGUUGACUGGGCUGCAUCCCGGAUCGGUGUACACGGCACGGCUGCAGGGCAAGAGAAAGGGCAUCUACACAACCUCCAGCUCUACAGAGUUCACAACAGGGUCUCUCCGGUUCCCAUUUCCCACUGAUUGUUCCCAGGAGCUGCUGAAUGGAGUGCGGGAGUCGGGUGUGGUUGAAAUCUUCCCUGAUGGGAAGGAGGCCAGACCUAUCAGGGUGUACUGUGACAUGGACACUGAUGGUGGAGGCUGGAUGGUCUUUCAGAGAAGAAAGGAUGGGAAAAUCAACUUCUUCAGGGGCUGGCAGGACUACAGAAAGGGCUUCGGCGAUCUGGAGGGGGAAUUCUGGCUUGGUAAUAACAUACUUCACAACCUGACCAGAAUAACCCCCAUGACCCUGCGUGUGGAUCUGAGAGCGGGUGCUGAGGCGGCCUACGCGGAGUACUCCUCCUUCUCAGUGGACACAGCCAAAAAGCACUACAUGCUUCGAGUGUCCGGCUACUCGGGCACCGCCGGCGACUCGAUGAAGUACCACGACAGACGGCCGUUCUCAACGUGGGACCGUGACCCCCAGCCCUUUAUCACGCGCUGUGCCAUGUCCUACAGGGGGGGCUGGUGGUACAGGAACUGCCAUGAGUCCAACCUCAACGGCCUGUACAAUACACACACCAACCACCAGGGUUUGAUCUGGACCACAUGGAAGGGAACGGACUUCUCUAUUCCUUUCACUGAGAUGAAACUUCGUCCAACAUCCUUUAACCCUUACACUCAGGCAUAGGCGUGAGAGAGAGCAGGAUGGAGAAGAACCCUACACACACACACACACACACACACACACACACACACAUAAACACAAACAUAAAUAUUGUGUAACCACAUCGUGAAGGUCUUUCACCUAAAGACUCAAAUGUCAUAAAGGACAUUUAUCAUUCUAUUAUUUUGUACAGAUUUUGGAUUCUCUGUAUGUAAUUUUGUCCUAUAGGAUAUUAUGCGCUCCCUCAUCUCCCUCAGUCCCAUAGUAAGCUACAGCUAAAAGGGGUCUUAUGGACAGAUAUGUGAUGUGUGGAUGUGUGCACUCCAUCCGCACCUUUUGUUUCCUGAUGUGUGUUAUACCUUCAGCCAUUCUCAGAUGUUGUAUGUUCUAAUGAAACAAUAUGGUAAGAGCCAACAUUGCAAGUAUCAGUUGCAAAACUGAUGCUGGAGGAAGUCUUAAGAGAUAGAUGAGCAAUCUAACAAAAUGAAAAAAAAAUUUUUUAUAAUGUGCUGUGAGCUCAAGUAUUCCUGAUGAAUUUGGGCUCGUAAUAAUGUCUUUCAGCCACAUUAACUGAAAAGGCACCUUGGAAUUACAAUAUGAUAUCCAGCACAUUUCAUGCAGCCUUGAUCUGAUUGGUACAAAAUAUUUUAGUAUUUAAAUUCCUUGACUAACAGCACCAAAUUUCCCCAUCUCUUGUGUAUAACCAUAAUCUUCUCUCUAACAAGCAGUGUUGUAAUUCUCAGACAAAAUGGGUGAUGUACUGAUAUAUGAGAGGUUGUUUUUAUUCACGACCCCAAUGGAUAUUACUCCCAUAAUUCUCCUGCUCCAGGAGGUGCACGUUCAGUGCUGCCAUGGAUCCAGAUUACACAAUUUCUGCCUUGAACUGAAUUAUGUCCUGAACACGUUGCAAUAUUAGAGUGGACUACACCCUUUCCUUAGGGAAGCAAGAAGGUGAAGUUUGCAUGUAGCCACUACAGUAGUCUAUAAGAUUAUAUCCAUGUUAACCACAUUCAUUAUUUGUAAAGAUUUUGAAAUUAAUUGCUGUGUCCCCACUGGCUCAACAUGUUGGGGGUAACAAAGACAAAAUGGAAAACUCCGAACAGAGCUGAUUUCUUUACUGUACUUUAAUACUCACACCCAAUAUUCUCCACUACCCCAAUUUUGAAAUGUCAAUCUUUCUCCUGUAAUAUAAAAUAUUAAUUUAUUUUACUAUAUAAUACAAAACUAAUGAUUUAAAUACAUGUUUGUGGCAGAAUGAAUAUUUUAGGACAUUAUGGUUUCCCAUAAAUGGGUUAAGCUUAGUCUUGGACUACAUUUGAGUGCCUCUGGAAAUGUUUACUAGUGUAGGUAUUGGUCUUACUCUGAGAAAGAGGCUCUAUAUGCCUUUAAGACGCUUAACUAUUGUAGAUGAAAUUACAAUUCAAUUUGCAAUUACUAACUCCUCUAAAAGUGAUACUUGAAACACAGUUCUUCAAAGAUCUACUUCAGUUGCAAUAUUGUUUGUGACUUUAGACACAAUAUUCUGAAUCACGCAUAUUUGCUGAUUUACUAAACACUUAACAUACACUUAACAUAACAUGUUAACAUACUUAAGAUCAUGCUAACCGUACGGAAAGCACUGCCAUUCAAACACUGUUUGUGUGUCCCUUCAGUGCACCACACAGCAAACAGCUGCUAUUGUCUAAUCACAAAUAACCUGCAUUCUCAACAAAUUGUUCUAAUUGUUUUAAUUACCCUGUGAAGGAACGUUUAUGCAAAGCAUGAGGUAAUCUCUGUGUUUGGAAAUACUGAGCUCAACAACAUUCCGGAAACACGGGCACAGGCAGAGUAGUGCUACAUGAUCAUUUGGGAUAACUCAUCCUCUGGAUCAGUUUCCAUUGGAGUACUGAAGUCCGUGAAUGGUUUGACAGUAAGGUUAGAUUUGCAAACUUGUUCCUUCCACCUUAUUCCCUGUUCCUCAUCCCAACUGAGGAAAUGUUCUCAGCAUGGCAGUGGAGGGUGGUGCUGUAGGGUCUUUCCAGGAGUGGAUUCACCACAGCAGGUGAUAUUUCAAACCAUAACAGGUGAUAUUUCAAACAUCCAGGAAUAGAUUCACCACAGCAGGUGAUAUUUCAAACAUCCAGGGAUAGAUUCUCCACAGCAGGUGAUAUUUCAAACGUCCAGAUGUAGCUUCACCAGCAGGUGAUAUUUUUCAUUCUGUCUCAUGAGAGGACUUAGUAUGGGAUAUUGAUGAGGCUCAGCUUGAUCCUGUCUGAUGGCGAUUAUAGCUAUUUGAAACUGAAGUCUUUCAAGAGCCACCGAAAAUCUCAGCACAUUGUCUCAGUUAUAGAUUAGUGUCUCUUAUAGACUCAACACAUGCCACAUCAGGGAGAUGGGUGUUCUAAUCAUUAAAUAUAAAAAUAAAAUAAAGUGCCAGCUGUUUUUAAACCAUGAGCACGGAGCCUGGAGACCUGGGGUGUGGGUGUCUGUGUUUCCCUUCAGUUUGACAAACUUGUCAGUGAGCAUAUGACUCAGAGUGAGGUAGAGAGUGAGUUAAUGUCAGAGACUGUGUUAGUGAGUGAGUGUAAUGAUGUGAUAAAUGACUUUCUUCUCAGAUACUUAGUGUAGAACAGAGAUGUGUUAGUCUCAGUCCUGCUCACUCUAUGCACUGCACAUAUUUCUGCAUGUCUGUGCUGCUCUACACCUGAAUAAACUCAACUGCUUACAGUGAGGUCCUCCAUGCCCUGGUGCAGGUGUGUCAACAGUAGGAAAGAACACAGAUGUCCAAUACAGUAAGUCACCUAGACCAGGACUAAAAACAGUGGUGUUAACAACAUGUUUUCUAACAUACCAGAACUAUGGCCUGAUUUCUAUAGAGCCACACAUGUCCUGUCACAGGUGCAGGAAGCACUGCUUUCAAAUCACUGCAGUAAACGUAAUAAAAUCAAGCUUUCACACCUUUGGUUUUAAAUUUCCUGUCUAGGCCAGAGUGGAAUCUAGACACUGUAUGCCGGUGUUCAGAAGUCAAAUAAAACCAGAUAUUUGUUCUUUUCUUCUCUGAUAAAUUUAUAUUCCAUUGUAAAUUAUAUUUUCUUUCUCUAUUCAUGCGAUGCUUCCUCUACAUCUGUAUCAAUGUUUUAUUUGUAACUUGUAGUUUUAUUUUUUUUAAUUAUUUUUAUUUGCCAGUUCAUGUACAAACAGAUGAGAUGAAAUGUAAUUGAACAUGUGAGAUAACUAGACACCAGAUAUAGUUGUGAAAUGUCAUGACAUUUUGCUAAGUGUUUCCAUCUAACAGUGUUGAUACAGGUUGACUUUUAAAAAUUA
Molecule: messenger RNA, 10371 nt
Organism: Electrophorus electricus (electric eel)
Lineage: Eukaryota; Metazoa; Chordata; Actinopteri; Gymnotiformes; Gymnotidae
Gene: tnxbb
Product: tenascin XBb
Biological process (GO): regulation of cell adhesion; motor neuron axon guidance
Molecular function (GO): protein binding
Source: RefSeq, a predicted model, not a curated record